Molecule: messenger RNA, 2162 nt
Organism: Bufo gargarizans (Asiatic toad)
Lineage: Eukaryota; Metazoa; Chordata; Amphibia; Anura; Bufonidae
Gene: DHCR24
Product: 24-dehydrocholesterol reductase
Exons: 10
Coding region: 27-1577 (516 amino acids)
Biological process (GO): steroid metabolic process
Cellular component (GO): cytoplasm; membrane
Molecular function (GO): FAD binding; Delta24(24-1) sterol reductase activity
Source: RefSeq, a predicted model, not a curated record
UGGACCUGCAGGAUUCUCCGGACGCCAUGGACCUGAUCUUGUACCUGGCCGGCUCGCUUGUCCUGUUACUGCUGUGGAUCAGGGCGAAAGGCUUCGAGUACGUCAUCGUGCACCACCGAUGGGUGUUCGUCUGCCUCUUCUUGCUGCCCCUCUCCGUGGUUUUCGAUGUGUAUUAUUACGCCAGAGCCUGGCUGGUGUUCAAAAUGUGCAGCGCCCCCAAACAGCACGACCGGAGGGUGAAGGACAUUCAAGAGCAGGUGCGUCGCUGGAAGGCUGAAGGAGGUAAAAACUUCAUGUGUACUGGAAGGCCUGGCUGGCUCACCGUGUCCCUGCGUGUUGGGAAGUACAAGAACACACAUAAGAACAUAAUGAUCAAUCUGAUGGACAUCUUGGAGGUGGACACCAAGAGACAGAUUGUACGUGUAGAACCUUUGGUGAAUAUGGGUCAGGUGACAGCCCUUCUGAAUUCCAUUGGCUGGACUCUUCCAGUAGUACCAGAGCUGGAUGAUCUGACAGUCGGUGGUCUGAUUAUGGGAACAGGAGUCGAAUCGUCAUCCCAUAACUUUGGACUCUUCCAACAUAUCUGCUUGGCCUAUGAACUUGUCCUUGCUGAUGGGAGCCUCGUGCGGUGUACACCGACCGAAAACUCCGACCUCUUCUAUGCCGUCCCCUGGUCCUGUGGUACCCUGGGCUUUUUGGUUGCUGCAGAAAUAAAGAUUAUCCCGGUGAAGAAGUAUGUGAAGCUGCACUACAGCCCUGUGAGGGGCCUGGAGAAGAUCUGCGAGAGGUUUUCAACAGAGUCCAAGAAAAAAGACAACUAUUUUGUGGAAGGUCUGGUCUUCUCUGCCGACGAGGCUGUGAUAAUGACAGGCGUCCUGACGGAUGAGGCACAGCCAGACCAAAUCAAUAAAAUUGGAAAUUUUUGGAAACCUUGGUUUUUCAGUCACGUGGAAUCAUAUUUAAAAAAUAACCAAAGUGGAACUGAGUACAUCCCCUUACGCCACUACUAUCACAGACAUACCAAAAGUAUCUUCUGGGAGCUGCAGGACAUCAUUCCCUUUGGCAAUAACCCAGUGUUUCGUUAUCUCUUUGGCUGGAUGGUGCCGCCGAAAAUCUCCCUAUUAAAGCUCACCCAAGGGGAAACCAUCCGAAAACUGUAUGAGCAGCAUCACGUGGUGCAGGACAUGCUUGUCCCAAUGAAAUGUCUGCAGAAAGCCAUCAAUGCCUUCCACAAGGAGAUUAAUGUCUACCCACUUUGGCUUUGUCCAUUCAUUCUGCAAAGUCAUCCUGGCAUGGUACAUCCCAAGGGUAAUGAAGCAGAGCUGUAUGUAGAUAUUGGGGCAUAUGGGGAACCGAAGACAAAACAUUUUAAUGCCAAAUCUUCUAUGCGCCUGUUGGAGAAGUUUGUCAGAGAGGUUAAUGGUUUUCAGAUGCUUUAUGCAGACUGUUACAUGAGCCGUGAAGAAUUCUGGGAGAUGUUUGAUGGAUCCUUGUAUAAGAAGUUGAGACAGAAGCUAAACUGUGAGAACGCUUUUCCGGAGGUGUAUGAUAAAAUUAGCAAAGCUGCGCGCCACUGAGAGCAAGAGACAUUUAUUUUAAUUUUUUUUUACAAUAAAUCCGACUACGAGCCUUAGUCCUGCAAUCAGCUGGAGGAUCUUGCAUUUUCGGACAACCCUCUAACAUCUGCGCCUUGCCGUACAGCUUUAAAAUUAAAGCGCUGUCAUCCACACAUCUGCCUGCGGUCACCAGGGCACAAGUGAUACACCUGCCGGCUGUGGAUUUUUCUGUCGCCGAGUCUGUGCUCUUAAUGAAGGAAACUUAACAAGGAAAUUGCUGUAAACCGCCCAUGAAUCCAUGAUGACUACUUCUUGUCCGCUGCUUCCAUGAUCCACUGUUGUCCAUCCAAGACAACUAUGACCCAAGUUUUGUAGCUGAAUGUGAACCUUGGUCAUGAAGACGCAAUGUCUCUGAAAAUCUGAAGAGCUAUUUUGCUGAUAAAAGCCCAAAAAAAGGGGCAAUGUAUUUGUAUAUCUGGAAAAAAGUGCCAACCAUGAGGAUGCUUUUAAUAAAUGACUUUUUGUGCGUUUAAUUCCUUAUGUUGUAACUGAGUGCAACCAGUCUACGAGCUCCUUUUAUAAAACACAAAUCAGCUAUGUAUUGUA